Messenger RNA from Linum tenue, 1455 nucleotides. The record is from the annotation of a GenBank genome assembly. Lineage: Eukaryota; Viridiplantae; Streptophyta; Magnoliopsida; Malpighiales; Linaceae.
GGCAUAUUUGUUAAUGGCCCUUUCCUCCCUUCGGCGUUCACUCCUUUCCGCAGCUCUGCAGAGGUUUGAUCCCACUCUCGCUCGCCGUUCACUAAUUAGCUGUUACUCGCGUUCGUCCCCGGUUUCUUGUCUCUCCCUUCAAUCGCCAUUGUUGGCACCAGUCUCCAUCUAGCGACACGAAGCAAUUUCAUCUCGCGUAGUUCUUUCAUUGCCAAGAAGUCGGAGUUUCCUCUCCCUCCCGAUCUGUUGUAAUCGUUCACUUUCUUCCACUCCCGCCAACAAGCAGUCCGCUCCUGCAGAGGGACAUGGCGACCACUGCAAGUUUUAUCAUCGUGAGCCGGAAUGACAUCCCGAUAUAUGAAGCUGAAGUCGGAUCUGCUACUAAAAGAGAAGAUGCUGCUCAGUUGCAUCAAUUUGUACUACAUGCGGCGUUGGAUAUUGUUCAGGACCUCGCUUGGACCACUAGUGCUAUGUUCUUGAAAAACAUUGACAGGUUCAAUGACCUGGUGGUAUCAGUGUAUGUUACAGCUGGUCAUAUCCUUUCGUAGUUUGAUUUCCUUUUGCAUUCCAUUGUCAGCAUCUUAAUGAGUAGUUGUUCGCAAAAAUGAAUUAUGGGAACUUGGGGAAACAUUAUCUGAACUUAGUAUAACCCUCUCUUACUAGUUGCCCGAUUGAUUAUAGUUUCAAGUUACCAUGUAUAUGGUGUACCUCUUUGAUUUCUCAUUCCACACUUGUUGUGGCGAUUACCAUUGUGUCUGCAUCAGCAUCACAAUGUCAGGGUCUCUAAACAUACAUACCACUCGAUUUGCAGUCUGAGGCACUAUCUUAAUGUGCCCUACUCUUGGAUAGAUAAGUCAGUAAGUUGCAUCAGAUUUAAAGUACUCAGAAUCAGGUAUUUCCUUGACCUUUCCAAACAUACGCGAUUGAUGCUACUUCACGAUUCCCGUAACGAUGAUGGGAUUAAGAGCUUUUUCCAGGAGGUACACGAACUUUAUAUAAAGGUACUGCUGAACCCCCUCUACUUGCCUGGUGCCCGCAUCGCUUCUUCACAUUUCGACACAAAAGUUCGUGCUCUAGCUAGAAAGUACCUGUAAUUGUGCAAACCAUACUGAAGGGUCCGAUCGAGCUCUUGCCAGCUCUUCAAAGUAACAUGAUCUGGGUUGCAGAAAUGCCUCUUGCAAUUCAGCAGGGAGAUUCUUCUUACUUCUCGACUCGGGCUCACUGCAAUUUGGAUGUCAUUUGGUGAGAUUGGUGAAGUCAAGAAGACUUAAUUUUGAUGUAAAACCCUGUUUGACCCAAAUUGUAUCUUUAAUGUUUCUCCACAUGAACAGCAAUGUUGAUUAUUGAAUGUUCAGCAUGUGAUUAAACAUUGAAACAAAUGUAGCCAUGUUUGAAUAAUUUUGCUUAAAAUAAGUAUGGUGAGAUCAGGUUGAAUGUCAUGUCCCUUUCCUUAUG